AUGACAGAAUUGCAAGAAGAACGUGUUUCAAGCGAGGGUCCUCCUUUAUGCACAUCACAUUGUCGAAAUUCAUUAAUGGAGGUCGAUAUUGUUGAACCUUUAGUUUGUGUAGCCUCUGACGUUUUAGAAAAUUUACCAUACGAACAAGAAAACUUAGCCAGCGAUAUCGCAGGCCACGGUCACAACUCAAACAAGGCCACGCAGUUAUCAGAUGUUACAGAUGUUGGAAGUGAAGAGAUGGAGCUUAGUGAUGAGUUACCAAAUCAUGGUUGCCUACAAGAAGAUGAGAUACCAAGAGUUGGAAUGCGGUUUGCUCAGUUACAGAUGGCUCAUGACUUUUAUGUGACCUAUGCAAAGAAAGCUGGAUUUGCAACUAAGAUAAGGACGACAACAUUUGAUAAGAUCACAAAGGCUCCCAUUAACCAAGCUAUACACUGUAAUCGCGAUGGGAUCCGCGAGUCACGUGUUAAAGCACCAAUGCGGAAGAAUACGAUUUUAGCUGAUGGGUGCAAGGCAAGGAUAUAUGUAAAGUUUGAUAAAGACGUGCAAGACUGGGUUUUGCUUAAGGUUGACUUGACGCACUCUCACCCCUGUUCACCGAAAAAGGCAGUGCACUACCAUUAG
Messenger RNA from Arachis stenosperma, 624 nucleotides. RefSeq names its product protein FAR1-RELATED SEQUENCE 8-like. The transcript is spliced from 3 exons. The record is from RefSeq and is a predicted model, not a curated record. NCBI's taxonomy places the organism in Eukaryota, Viridiplantae, Streptophyta, Magnoliopsida, Fabales, Fabaceae. The coding region runs from base 1 to 624 and encodes 207 amino acids.